Hydractinia symbiolongicarpus is the source of this 2764-nucleotide messenger RNA. Its product is annotated as cyclic AMP-dependent transcription factor ATF-6 alpha-like. Gene Ontology annotation, molecular function: DNA-binding transcription factor activity, RNA polymerase II-specific; RNA polymerase II cis-regulatory region sequence-specific DNA binding. The transcript has 14 exons. The record is from RefSeq and is a predicted model, not a curated record. Gene Ontology annotation, cellular component: nucleus. Bases 163 to 2001 code for a protein of 612 amino acids. Gene Ontology annotation, biological process: regulation of transcription by RNA polymerase II; endoplasmic reticulum unfolded protein response. Lineage: Eukaryota; Metazoa; Cnidaria; Hydrozoa; Anthoathecata; Hydractiniidae.
CUGAAUGAGCCCGAGCCCCCGCCGGAAUUUUCUUCCGGGGCCGAAUUUUAUUGGCUUCCUUGUUUAUCGCUGAGUGUUUACGUCUGCAGAACCGACUGAACAAGAAGAAAGAGAAGGCUAGAGAAGAUAGGAGAGGUGCAAAACAAAAAGAUUUAUUUCACAAUGAUUUCUGUUUCAGAAAUGAUGGCAUUCUCAAAAUCUGAGAAGAACUUCUUAGAAGAUAACCUGCUUGACGCCAACGAUUGGGAGAAAGGUGAUCCCUAUGGAUUUGAAGACUAUAAUAUCAAUCCAGUGACUUCCCUCAACCCAGACCAGUUUGACUUUGGCAAGAAAAACACAGCUCCUCUACAAGCUGAUGAUCUCGAUAGCUGGUUUCAGACUGAACUGCAAAAUAUCAUCACACAAGAUGAUAUAACAAUGAAAAAAUGCAUUAAGGAGGAACCUUUAUCCCCACCACCUCAAACACACGAAAACAUUAUUUUAAAUGAAAAAAUAAAUAUUUUAACGACAAACACACAAACUGCUAAUCCAACAACAAAAAUGACAAAAAUUGCACCAAUCGCCUCUCCAAUCCUGCCAACAAAUUCAGUUCAUGUAAAAAGUGUUGGGGUGGGAAUAAAUAACAAGAUAUUGAUCAAUGGAAAGACAAAUCAACCAACAUCUCUCGUUACCCAGGAAACUAAAGUUCUCUCUUCUUCUAACAUGAUUAAACUUGAAAAUGGGCAAUAUUAUGUGUCUACUGUUCCUGUAAAACCUCCAGCGAAUCUUCAAGGCAAUGUGGUUGUGACUGGCACAAAAAGACCUUCUAAUGUAAAAACUGAAACUUUAUUGCCUCAAAACUUAGCAGAAUUGAAAACAUACAAAAGACAAAUGAGAAUGAUGAAAAAUCGUGAAUCAGCUUGUUUAUCCAGACAACGUAAAAAACAGCAUGUUACUGAGUUGGAAAGCCGUGUAAAUCAAAUGGCUGCCUUAAAUAAAAAGCUUCGGGAAGAAAAUGAAAAGUUAAAAGAAAGAAUUCAAAGCCUUGAGUGUGAGAACUCAUCACUUCGUUUGGUUCCAGAGAAAACUUAUCUAAAGCAAGCUACAAAGUCGACGCUACUGUUUGCGAUAGUUUUGUUAUUUAUCUUCAAUCCAUUUACCGCGAUAAAUGAUAAAAACGAACUUCCAAUUUCCUCUCCAAAUAUAAUGAUGCCACACCACAGAAGUCGGUCGUUACUUCAAUUUGAUAACUCGAACAUCAAAAACUUUGAUUACUCAUUUUCCAAGAACAAUUACAACGCAAAUAAAUACUAUUUCAAUGAUGUAUUCAACAAAAAACGCAAGUCUAAAGUUUACAAGAUCAGACAAAAAAGUAGCAAGGACUUCACCUUAAGCAGAGAUUUAUCAAGACAUGUUGGUUUUUCGGAUACCGAUAUUGACUGUGGCGAACAGUUUAACAAAACAGAUCUUAACAGAAUCAAUCAAGCACUUCAAGGUCUUGUGAAGGGUUUGAAUAAACGCAGACAUGUCAAACGAAAGACAAACAAUCUGUUUCGACCAAGAAAUAGUCUCAACAUGACAGAUGAAAAAAUUAAGCGAAAGCCAAGCAACUGUAAUGGUAGUUAUCUUCCAACACCACGGCCUCUCUUACCAACUAAAAAUAUCAGGCCUGCAAAAUACAAGAAAGUGAUGCCAGCCAACAGAUAUCCUGUCAUCAACAACACAUCACAACAAUUGGUUCAAGCCAUCCAAAAGUCGAUCAGCCGCAAAGCAGAUACGUUCUAUGUAGUAUCCUUAUUAAAGGAUUACAUAAUACUUCCAGCGACCAAUUACAAUCAAACGCAGAGACCUAAAGUAUCGUUCAUACUACCUGCUUUUCACCCGCAUUCUAAUGAUUCAUCCAUCAACGAUGCAAAUAAACAGCAGAUGCUGCUCAUUGACUGCAAUGUCAUCGAUACCAAGUUAAUUCGACUUGAUCAGUCAACACUUUCAAAAUACUCUUUCAUGCAAGUGAAAUCUUAAUCGAGUACACCUGGUUUCCACACACACAUUUACCUUGCAGACGUUUUUGUACAUACAAAGCAGACAUCACUAUUGUGGUGUUAUAUAUUAAACACCUGGUUUCCACACACCUUGCAGGCGGUUUUGCACAUACAAAGCAGACAUCACUAUUAUAAUGGAAUAUAUUAAGCUAUAUUUAAUAGGUUGUAUCGUAGAAGUUUGUUCGAUACUAAAGCGACGCGUUUUAAGUGUUUAAUUGUGUUGUAUAUAGCAUAUAUGAUUUUAACAAGUCGCCGCAAUUUUUUGAAUAUUGGUUGCGAGUCCCCUGAAAACUUUUCAGCUUUUCAGGUUUUUUUUUUCGUUUCACAAAAUGCUAACCAGAGCAGUGUAUGUGCCUAUCUAGCCAUUAUUCAAGUAAAGAAUGGCCAACAAACAAUGUUCCAUCUUUUUUCUCUCGCAUUUCAACGACCGUACUUAUUUCGUGCAUUGUGUACAAGAAAAGUCGGAAUUUUGUGCUAUACUUACGUGUUUAGUUGAGUUUAUAAAAUAUAUUUUCGUUUAGUUAGGUAGUAACAUCUUACAAAUGUUGAAAGUGUUUAGCGUAAGGAACAAAACUUUAAGAUUUUUGUUUUGUUUUUCUUUUAGACUUUCUCUUUACACUUUUCUCAUGUAAAUAGACUUCCAAUUAAUUUGUAUAUAAGUUAUUGAUUUUAAUUAUAUUUUAAUUAUAUUCUCGUUCAUAUUUUCCAUGCAAUCGUGUAUUUUUAAUAAUUAAUUUAACCUU